AUGGCACCCCCAAUCUCUGCGACUGAGGAUCUCGCGUCCGGUGCUUCCUCCGGCGUCGCGACCCCCACUCUUGCGCCGCUCAAGCGUACUGUUCUCCCGACGGACCUGGCGGCGUUUGUGGUUGACCCUUCCAUGCCCAAGGAGUGGCCGAUCGGCCUUCCUUCUCAAGACGCCCUGACCCACUUGAGUGCGGAGAGCCGGGCGUGCGUCGAGAACUUUGCCGCACACACCCCGGUGGAGCAGCCAGAGGUGGGGCAGGCGCGCCGCGCCGCCGUGCUCAUUGCACUGUACCAACCAGAAGGGUCGGAUGAUCUGCGAGUGCUGCUAACCACGCGGGCAAAGCACCUCAGGAGGAACCCGGGACAGACGGCUUUACCAGGAGGAAAGGUGGACGAGGAUGAUCCUUCACCUGUUUACACGGCGCGCCGUGAAGCCUUUGAGGAGGCUGGUGUACCGCUUGCUAGUCCACACGUUCACGUUUUGACAGUUCUUGAUCCUGUGCUCACUGUACUACCGAUGAACGCUCACUUGAAGAAUCAUAUUGUCGUCACGCCUGUCGUUGCGUUGAUUUCGGACCCGGCACUUGUGACCACACUCCGACCCAACCCCGACGAGGUCGAGUGCAUUUUCGAUCACCCUCUUAAGGCGAUUCACACAGGCAUAGUGGAAGGCGAGCUUGCUGAGAACCUCAACCUGAGCGACACGAACUGGUGGCCUGGGCCCACCGAGUUCCAUUCGCUUGAGGAUGUCACCGGAUCGACAGGGUCGUACAGGAUGCACCGCUUCCGCACCCGCCACACUCCCAUUCGCGGGUUUACUUCGGACGUGCUGAUUCGGGCGGCCGCCCUCGGCUUUGGUGGCGAGCCCGAGUACGGCCAUUACGCGCCUGAUCAACCAAGCUGGCCUGAGACAAUUGAUUGGGUGGUCCAAGGGCUACCAGCGGCACUCGAGGAGCCCGAUACAGAAAAGCGACGUCUGGAGUGGCGCACGGCGACAGGCGUGCGGGCAAGCGGACAGCGCAUCGAGUGAUAUCUAGAUAAUAAAGUACAGUACAGCUACUCGGCCUCCUCCUCAUACUCAUCGCCCGCUUCAUCCCACCAGUUGGUCAGGCCGAGCCCCUGCUCACUGACGUUGGCGAGAAUCACAUACCCCGCCUUCUCCUUGGGGUCCUUCUCCUCAUCUUCCUCGGUAGUCUGUGACCUGUCGACAGGCGGUCCGGGCUCGUGUUCGUGCCACUCGAUUGUGUCGACGCGAAAGCGAAUCGGCUCUCCUGGGUCAUAGUAAAAGCGUUCUGACGUAAGCUGCAAUCAGAAGCGGUGACUCGACAUACCAGACUUGAGCGUAUUUGCAAGAGCAGUCGCGUCCAAGUCCUGCUCCCCGCUAUACCAAAAGAAUCUGCGCUCGUUCUCGUCA
Cutaneotrichosporon oleaginosum is the source of this 1413-nucleotide messenger RNA. RefSeq lists its product as uncharacterized. Gene Ontology annotation, molecular function: coenzyme A diphosphatase activity. The record is from RefSeq and is a predicted model, not a curated record. Lineage: Eukaryota; Fungi; Basidiomycota; Tremellomycetes; Trichosporonales; Trichosporonaceae. Gene Ontology annotation, biological process: coenzyme A catabolic process.